UUUUGUUGUGCGGUACGGAUGAGCAGGCCGGGAUCUUUUUGUUCGGCAGACGGUAGGCCGCAGGCUAACCAGCCAGCCGUGUCGCCACCCUCGCAUUUGUUUCCAACCCCGCGCCAAUCGGCUGUGGUGGCGUGGCCGACAGAAAUGAGUAUAAAUACCCGAGCACUACUCCGGCUGGCGAAUUGGAUAUUGUGCUGGUACUGUUCAGACAAGCCGGUCAUGCUGUAGACAUUGCGGCGGAUCAGCUCCCUCAACACUACAUACACAAGUUCAUGGCAUACGGGAGUGGAUUCUUAUACGCUAGCCGUAGAUCUGGUGAAUGAUUUCGGCAUCUGAAGACACCUGUUGACCACAGACUUUGAUACCGACUGUACUAACGCUGAAACUGGUGCGAUUAGCGUGGGAAUCCUGCCAGCCGAGGCCUUCAACAUGUAUAUAAAUCGAUGCCGAACCGCAAGCUGAGUCAACUUGACCGACACUAUCUUAGAUAGCCACAUUGUCACGCCCACGGACAUUGGACCCUGCCAUCAUGAUACACAACAGGCUGCACCCGAUUGGUAAUUUCGAAAGGACAACAUCGAGGCUGUAGAUAUAUACCACCAGACAGAGUUCACACGCUGAUAUGAUACCACAUUGGUUUGCUACUAUUCUAGGCAUGAACAAGCACAGACGAAGAACUGUUUUUCGCUAAAUACAAUAUUUUUGGGUCACAGUAAAGUAUCCUUAAAGAUUUCCACCAAUGAGAUAACUUUGAUCGUUGACCAACAAAGUGACAUUAUGGAUACCAAAAGCCCAUUCAGAAGUUCCCGUAUACCACCGCACUUUGAUGCCACAACCACACCCUACCUGCGAGCUGCCGCCGGUAACCGUGGAACAUCGCAGCCCCUUUCAGCGACAGCCGCAUCUCCCCACUUGGAUCCCUCUGUUUACCACAACAGACACUACUUCUCAAAUGAGCUGAUGCAGUACCACGCAUCCUUGGCAAAUGUCCAAAAAAUGCGUCAGCUGAACGCCAGCGCCACGCACUUUAACAAGACAGAUGACUGUGUUGGAAGACCAGUGGAAAGCUACCGCCCUAAAUCGAUUGUUUAUGGAAGUGCCUUCUCAGACCCGGAACUGAACUGGAGUCGAGCCAUUCAGGAGACAGCUCUGCGAGAUAUGCGCAACGAUAUGCUGUCCCCCAACGCUAUAGGGAUGGGCCAAACAAAACGACCUAAGCAUUGCUCCGUCAACUUAACACCAAAGCUGGAAGACCAAAGGGUGGUGCAGUAUCACAGGUCAGGUUCCUAUAACCAGGGAGUGCCUGCUAAUCUCAACCAUCUUCAGAUGCAAGGCCGACCAGAACCGCAGCCUUUUGCAAAUAGGUUUGCAUUGCCCGGCAUGGAGCGCACUCCCUCUCUGGAUCCAUCGUGUGGUGGACGAAGAGAGAGUGCCUUUUCCAGGCCGGCAUCUCACACAGAGUCACCAGCAGCCUACAGUUCUCUUGAUAUGGAAAUUCGGCGACUUCAAGGAAUGAUCACGAGGGUGGAGAUGUUGAGAGAAAAGUACAAACAUCAGGAGGGUACACUGCAAUAUCCAAGGGCGCAUCACAAGACACACGCCCAAGGGAUGCACGGUGGACCCUUCUCAGCUGCUCAGCCCAGCAGCUUAAUGGCUUGGUACAGUGAAGAACAGAUGCAGCAAGCGACUCGCGCAGGGAACAGGUCCAGUUACUUGAGUGGGUAUCCAUUUCAACAGGAUGUUUCUCAGCUCUUUGCUCAGAAAUCUGGUCCAGACAAAGAUGUCUCAAAGCAGCGUGCCAUCCAGCAAGCGAGAUGUGCAACUGCACCUGUCAGAGAGUUUCCCAGGGAUUACCUCCCUGACAAUCAUAAAGACGGAAUGCCGAGAAUCGUAGAGGUUCGGAGCUUGGCCCAAGGAGCAGGGCAACAAGCCAUGUACCCAGAGAAGCCCCAGAGACUAUAUCCAGAAAUUUCUCAACCCAAAGUAACAUUUACCCCCAAACAUAGCAUAAGACUAUCUUCUGAGUCCUCAAGGAAUGAGACGGGAAGUGUGGAAUCACUCGACAGCGGCGUUGAAUGCAUGUCCUCGCCCACUGAUGCGCAGUCUCAACGCAACUUAGCUAGUGGGUACGGAAGGUUCAAACAGCUGGAAGACAUGUACGUUAAAGACGAGGCGGUUGGUAGACCAGACUCCCAUCAGUCGUUACCGUGCCAUCCCUUAUCCAACCCAAUACAGCUAUGUACUCCACCUAGCACCUCGCAGCUUGAACGCAGACCCGGCCUUGCCUUAUCACCGCCGCUUACAAAGACCAAAAGAAAGCGGGUUAUUCCAAACACCAUCGUGGAAACUAUGGCUAAGAAGCCAAAGUCUGGAAUUGUCAACUCCGCAGAUGAGACAAAAAUGCCUGAAAUCGGGCCAGGACAUGCGUCCUCUGUGCCCAGGGAGGAAAAUAACUACGCACUGGAUUUAAGUUUGAAGAAGGGACAUACCCAGGACAGGAAUAGUCCCAAAGAACCGUUGAAAAGUCUACAGACACAGACUCAUUCGGACAAUGGAGCAAUGAACCUUUCCAUACAAUAUAAAGCAGGCGUUGUGGUCCGCUCGAAGAGUUACCCGGCGGAUAACUGUCCUGGGAUUCUUCACCAUCACGGGAAAGCAGCAUCGAUGGAGGAUCUCGUUGCACUCUCUGUCAAGUUAGCAAACGAGGUUCCCCGAGGGAAGGAAGUCAGGGAUCCGAAAGAGAACAUGAGUCAAGAUCAGCAGCUGGAAACAAGGGGACGCUUCAUCUCUAAGCUCAUACGGAGGGCUGAAGGCAUGCUGUUAGAAGGACCUGGUUCGGCGUCUAGCAGCAGGGGAAACGGAACCCCGGAAUCAGCAGCCCCCUCUGAUAUCAGAGAGUUCAAAAGCACCACUCCUAAAACACCUACGGAGAAUGUCGGAGAGGACAGAAACUGGACCACCAACUCGCCUGAAGAUCACUCGAGCAAAACACCAGACUCGGCCGAGUCGAAUCCCAAGUCGCGCAUGCCUGGAACCAAGAACCCUCUAUACAUUGACGUGAUGGUGAAUGAAGCUCUGCGCAUUUUCAUGUCACCGCCCUCGGAGGAGGAGAUUGAGAGACAUGACAUGUCCAUAUCAUUUGAUUCUCCGAGCGAGAAGGGGGAGAACCCCGUCUGUAAUUCUCCUGGUCCACUGAUCAUUAGUCAGGAUGAGACUGACAACGACAACUGUAAUAUACCUGCCGCAGCUUCACUCCUAAGGGAGCCUACCAAAACAAGAGAAAUGGGAAGCACAUGUGCAGCUGUUGUCAGUGAAUACACUGGAAAUAAGCCAUGCCAGUGUAUAGAGAAGUCACUAUCUGCACAAAACCGUACAGCACAGUCUCCGGUGACAUUUCAAUCGCAACCUUUACAUAUCUCUAAACCCCAACCCACUCAGAACUCUCAAUUUCAACCCGCCGAGCACUCUAAAUCACAUCCUACUCAGAAAUCAACGACUGCUCCCCAAGCAUCCGGGUCCCCGACAAGAAAAAUGAAGUUCCCCGACGUCCGCGUAGUGGUGCGCCCGCUGCAAUCGAUUGCCCCCAAACCGGUCACCAAGAUGAGUCCACCAAUCCUGAUCCAGGCGCUCCCUUGGGUCCAAGCAGAUAACGUGACCAAAGUGCCUACCGCGAAACAGGAAUCUCCGCCAAGCAAACCAGACGAUUCACAAGACAAUCUGGAAGGAUCGGCCUGCUCCGCCCCUAAUUUUCUCAUCCCCACGGAAGAUGGGUUCCGGCGGAUGCAGAAGGUGGACGCCAAGAUUCGGGAGAUCUACCGGGUGACGGUCCAACCCUUGGAGGUUGUCCAAUCUAAGAAUCCCCGUAAGCAGGUCCUGAAGGCCUCCUACAGUGUUUACUACCGUGAGAUGAACUUCCCCUGCGUGCUGCGUUCGGAGGUGCCCUUCGUACCAACACAGCUUCUGGUCCAGGACCUGUUUCCCGGGAUCAAAGCGUCUAGCGUUUGCAAAGCGAUGCAGCACUGCAACAUCCUGAACCGCUACAUGAUUCGCCACGAGCAGGAGGCAUUACAGGACCAGCUUAGGAGGCGGGGCAUUACCAGCUGUAAGCUCCUCCCACUGGAUGAGUUCCAUGACAAAUGGGAUGAGAUACUGAACCGCAUACCAAGCGUAGAAACACCAGAAGCUCGGAACUAAUGUUAUUAAGAAGUGCAGAGACCGUACCCCAAAAGGAAUCCAAAGAGAAUACUAUUGGUAUUUGGUAUUGGUAUUGUUUUAUUUCCAUACAUCACAUUAAUAAUGUAACACAGUUAUGUACAACUAUAAUUACAAGGUAGAAAAGAGAAAAAAAGUACAAAAAGUAACUGAUUGAUAAUACAGCGGAAUUCCAGCAUAUAACAAGGAUGUUUUAAACUCAAUGCAAUACGUUAACAACUCGAGAACGAAAACAAUCUAAGUUCUGUGACUGCAUUAAUAUCCACAAUAGUGAUAGAAAUGUAAUACGUGUACUGAAUGCUACGGGAUAAAUAAAUUAUAUUACACUGAAAAUAAGAAUAUUCUUUCGGUACUUUUUAAAACCAUGCAUACUUCUAAAGUAAGGUACUGGAGUGAUUUUAUGCCAGAGAAAUGGGCCUUGGUGUCAAACUGUUUUAAUAAAUUAGUUCUUGCUUUUCCAAUGUAAAGCUUAGGUGCUGAUCUGGUAUUAUGUAGGCCUAAGUGGACCUCAGUACAUGUAUUCUUCUGAAACAAUGAUUUAACUUCACAGCAGAAGAUUAUUUUCAAAUUUAAACAUAAGGAUACCCAGGUGAUAUUUGUAUAAAUUGUGAGCGUGUUGAGUUUCUUGAAGAGGGGUCCGGUGUGAUCUCUAGGACUGGACUUCGGGAUAACUCGUAGCGACUUCUUUUGUAAAAUUACUUUUAUUCAUUAGAAUAAUCUGAAAAUUACCCCAGACUAAAAAUCCACACUAAAGAUGGGGCAGAGCUAGGGUGUUAUAAAUGGAAAAUAGAACAUUUGUUGGCAAUAUGCACUUUAGCUUGCGCAAAAUGCCUAGUACAUGUGAGACUACUAAAUACGAGGAUUGAAUGAGACAUUUAGUUCAGUAUAUUCUUUUUUGUGUUGAACAGUUGGUUGAUAAUUCACGCUGAAGUUAAAGGGAGGCGAAUUUUGUUGACACCUACAGGCUUAUAGUGACGUUCGCCGUUAACCUUUUUAACAAAUGCAUUAAUACAAAUGCGCUUAAAACAAUUAAAACAAUUAAUUAACUUGGCAUAAUGCUAGUAAUUAAGAUGUAAAUUGAAAAAGUCACUCAAAUUAAAAAAGGUCACAAAAACCACAUCAAGAUAGUGAUGAACAAAGAUUUAUCCAUCAGGAUUUUCACUAAUAAGUCUUGUGUACAAAGCUUUUACUCAAGAGAGCCCUUUUUCAUUUUGAUAGAUUUUUUUGGUUGGCCUUAACUGACAACCUACUAUUUUUUAAAAGAUAAAAUUCGUAAUGGCGAAUGGUAAAAAUUUAAAAUGACAAUUUCUAUUAGCCACGAAGCUGACGCGACAGCGUCAAGCGUGGCACUGUCUUAGCAUAUUGACAAAACCCGACAUCCGAAAGAAUUAUUCGCCGACACUUUUUUAGCUGCCAAAGCUGUUUCGCAUUUUCCUGUUAGCGAAAGCGACCACUCACUUAUCUUACCUUAAAAUAGAGUUUAAUUCUGAUAAAAGCACUAUCUAAUGAAACAACAAUUUGUGACUGUUUCAACUCAGCGACCGCGCAGCUCUGCGACACAUCCAACCUUUCUAAAAAAUAAAACGUCAAUAUACCCCGUUUUCCUUUUUAUUUGAGUAAGUGCACUUACUGUUUUAAACAUAUUAGGUUUAUU
Messenger RNA from Patiria miniata (bat star), 5866 nucleotides. RefSeq lists its product as uncharacterized. Bases 778 to 4194 code for a protein of 1138 amino acids. The record is from RefSeq and is a predicted model, not a curated record. The transcript is spliced from 2 exons. NCBI's taxonomy places the organism in Eukaryota, Metazoa, Echinodermata, Asteroidea, Valvatida, Asterinidae.